AUGUCGCUCUCCUCCGCUUCCAGCACUCUGCUGCGCACUUGCGCCCGCCAGCAGCUGCCCACCUCCCGCGCCGCCGUCACCUCCUGCCAGCAGCGGAGGGGAGUUGCCGAUGCGAAGGCCUCCUUCGAGAGCCCCUUCGCCACCGCCAACGAGCGUGGCUCGACUCUGAAGAUCCCCAACUUCAGCAAAUACCAGUCCAAGAACAGCCCCCGCUCCAACCAGGUCUUCUCCUACUUCAUGGCUGGCACCAUGGGUCUGGCUACCGCCGUCGGUGCCAAGGCCACCGUUCAGGAUUUCCUCGUCAACAUGUCCGCCUCCGCCGACGUCCUGGCCCAGGCCAAGGUUGAGAUCUCUCUCGGUGCCAUCCCCGAGGGCAAGAACGUCAUCAUCAAGUGGCGUGGUAAGCCCGUUUUCAUCCGUCACCGUACCCAGGGUGAGAUCGACGAGGCCCGCGAGAUCAAGUGGGAGGGUCUCCGUGACCCUCAGCGUGAUGAGGACCGCGCCCAGCGCCCCGAGUGGCUGGUCAUGCUGGGUGUCUGCACCCACUUGGGUUGUGUGCCCAUCGGUGAGGCCGGUGACUUCGGCGGCUGGUUCUGCCCCUGCCACGGCUCCCACUACGAUAUCUCCGGUCGUAUUCGCAAGGGCCCCGCCCCUCUGAACCUCGAGGUUCCCGCCUACAGCUUCCCCGAGGACGAGACCCUCGUCAUCGGAUAA
Penicillium manginii is the source of this 714-nucleotide messenger RNA. RefSeq names its product ubiquinol--cytochrome-c reductase catalytic subunit RIP1 (gene rip1). Bases 1 to 714 code for a protein of 237 amino acids. Gene Ontology annotation, molecular function: 2 iron, 2 sulfur cluster binding; quinol-cytochrome-c reductase activity. Gene Ontology annotation, biological process: mitochondrial electron transport, ubiquinol to cytochrome c. The record is from RefSeq and is a predicted model, not a curated record. The transcript is spliced from 3 exons. NCBI's taxonomy places the organism in Eukaryota, Fungi, Ascomycota, Eurotiomycetes, Eurotiales, Aspergillaceae. Gene Ontology annotation, cellular component: membrane.